AUAAAAACGCUGCACAGUGGCUGUCAUGUGACUGAUCAUCUUUAGGAAAAGUAAUUUCCCUUUGCCGUCUGGUAGGCUGUUUGAUAAAGACUAUUUGAGUCACAUAGAGAGAACAUUUAAUCAAUAAAUAGUGAAAAUGUUGCUAGUUUUGUCAGAGGAAUAUAAAGAACAUCUGGCUUUCCUGCCUCAGGUGGAUCCUGCAGUGGUGUUUGAGUUUGGGCGGAUAGCAGUGGAGUUUUUGAAGAGAGGAAUAAACUCAAAAGUCUACGACGGAGCAGCAAGAAAGCUUGGUUUUCCUAUCACAACUGUGCAGCAUGGAGUAGAAGGCCUAAUGUUUCUGUUUACUGAAAGUUCUAAACUUAUGAUUACAGAUAUUGAUUUCAAGGACUCUGUGAUGGUUUUGGGUUUCAGUACAGAGCUAAACGAAAUCCUUUUACAGAUUCUCUGUUUUCAGCUCUAUGUGGAGAACCAGACUACGAUCCGCAGCACACUCACUCAGCUGGCGCCAAGUCUGCCUUCUUACCAUAACUUAGAAUGGAGGCUGGAUGUACAGCUGGGGAGCCGCUCCAUGCGCCAUCAGGUUGUUCCCGUGGUAACGAUGCUGUUAAACCUGACAAUGGGAACCAGUGAGAACAGGAGGUGCUGUUUACAGACCAACCCCUCAACACUCCUUCACCUAAUCGCAGUGCUGGAAGCUGCACUGGCUUCAAUGAAAAACAACCAUGCACGCCGCAUCCUGCGCAACAUUAAAUGAAUACCUCGAUUUUUUUUGUUUUUUCUACAACCUUAUGAUAAUUUCUAUUGCUAGACUGAAACACCCUGUUCUUUAUAGCACACAACUCUAUUUUGAAACAAGAACGUUGUUGCUUUUGAUACUGCAUUAAUUUGUGUAUUGUUAUUAAACAUAUAUUGCCACUUUGUUUAUUGUAAUCAGCUCAUCAAGAUUCAUGUUAUGUAAUCUGCAUUGUGCCACUUAGAAUUUAUUAUUGAACUGUGUUUAUUGCCCAUAUUAACCAAUUGUAUUGUUAUGCACAUAAUCUAUAAUAUUAAUAAAUAAAUUAUUAAGACCCCUUGAGAUAAGGAGAAAAUCAAAUGCUUGGUGUAGUUCUCCCAUCAUCAAAUAACAGGCCCUUUCAUUUUAUUGUGAAAAUAUAAGAACUGUCAUGUUAGUGGUAGUGUGAGUGUGUAUGGAUGCUCAGAGCCUAAAGAUUUGCCGUCAUUGAAGUAAAAAAUAAUUCUAACAGACAAUUCAGAAGGAGAAUGUCCAGUUGUCCAUUUUGCAACCAGACAACCAAGAAUAAAUCUACCUGCUGUGACUUAAAUUGAAGAUGUUAUGAUUGUUACAUUACACUUGCUUUAUGCAUACUAGCUAACCAAGUUGCAUAUAGAUUAAAAAAAAACAACUAAUACCUUUUA
Molecule: messenger RNA, 1416 nt
Organism: Gadus morhua (Atlantic cod)
Lineage: Eukaryota; Metazoa; Chordata; Actinopteri; Gadiformes; Gadidae
Gene: commd2
Product: COMM domain containing 2
Exons: 6
Coding region: 137-754 (205 amino acids)
Source: RefSeq, a predicted model, not a curated record